AAGCAAGCAACAACCUUCGUUUGCCCACCGAAAUCUCUUGAGAUCGCCGUGAACGACCCCGAGAGAGAGAGAUUGAGAGACGACGAGCCAUGGAAAUGCAGGUCGCCUCCUGGGAUUCGCUCCGUAAGCAGGCAAGGAAACUUGAAGGGCAGCUAGAUGAACAAUUAAACACUUAUCGGAGAUUUGUUUCUAACAAACCUGACGGUUCAGAGAAUGACAUUGAAUCUGUUAUAGAAAGGUUACUAAAACAGCUUCAGCAAGUAAAUUCACAAAUGCAAUCAUGGGUAUCAUCUGGAGGUUCAGAAAUACUUUCCCAUACAUUGAAUCGACAUAGAGAAAUUUUGCAGGACCUCUCUCAGGAGUUUAAAAGACUUCGCUCUAGUCUCAGAGCUAAGCAAGAACAUGCAUCACUCCUGGAUUUUAGAGAUUUUGACAAAGCAGGGUUGGAUUUGGAAGAGGGUGGUGGCUCUGUUGAACAAGCUCUUCUGAAAGAGCAAGCAGCUCUUAGCAGAAGUUCAGGACAGAUUGAUAGUGUGAUCUCUCAUGCCCAAGCCACAUUAGGUGCACUUGUUCUUCAGCGCUCUACAUUUGGUGGUAUUAGCUCAAAGAUAACCAAUGUCAGCAGCCGUCUUCCAACAGUAAAUCAUAUUCUCUCAUCAAUCAGAAGGAAAAAAUCCAUGGACACUAUUAUUCUUUCCCUUGUUGCAUCAGUUUGUACAUUUCUUAUUCUGAUUUACUGGUUGUCAAAGUGAGCCAUGGUUUGAGGUGAAGCUUUGAGCUACUGCGUCCUAUAAGUUUGUGUAACUCAAGGUGCUCUUGUUAUAUGAACAUUAUGUUGCUUAUGUUAUUUUUUUGCUUCAAAGAGAUUUGUCAUUUUAUUUAUUUUUUUUUUAUGAUGCAUAUCCUAAUCUAUUUUUGGUGA
Messenger RNA from Dioscorea cayenensis subsp. rotundata (Guinea yam), 922 nucleotides. Its product is annotated as Golgi SNAP receptor complex member 1-1. The coding region runs from base 90 to 752 and encodes 220 amino acids. NCBI's taxonomy places the organism in Eukaryota, Viridiplantae, Streptophyta, Magnoliopsida, Dioscoreales, Dioscoreaceae. Gene Ontology annotation, biological process: vesicle fusion; endoplasmic reticulum to Golgi vesicle-mediated transport. The transcript has 6 exons. Gene Ontology annotation, molecular function: SNAP receptor activity. Gene Ontology annotation, cellular component: Golgi medial cisterna; Golgi membrane; SNARE complex. The record is from RefSeq and is a predicted model, not a curated record.